AUGGCAGAAUUUUUCCGAGAACUUUUGGAGAAUGCAGAAAAAUCCUUAAAUGAUAUGUUUGUACGAACGUAUGGAAUGCUGUACAUGCAGAAUUCAGAAGUGUUCCAGGACCUCUUCACCGAACUGAAACGAUACUAUACAGGAGGCAAUGUAAAUUUGGAGGAGAUGCUGAAUGAUUUCUGGGCUCGACUAUUGGAGCGAAUGUUCCAGCUCAUAAAUCCCCAAUAUCAUUUCACUGAGGACUAUCUGGAGUGUGUAAGCAAAUACACAGACCAGCUGAAACCAUUUGGAGAUGUACCCAGGAAACUGAAGAUUCAAGUGACUAGAGCUUUCAUUGCUGCACGGACCUUUGUUCAGGGGCUGACUGUAGGCAGAGAAGUUGCAAACAGAGUAUCCAAGGUCAGUCCAACCCCAGGGUGCAUCCGUGCACUAAUGAAGAUGUUAUACUGUCCUUACUGCAGAGGACUUCCCACUGUGAAACCUUGCAACAACUACUGCCUCAACGUAAUGAAGGGCUGCCUAGCAAAUCAGGCCGAUUUGGACACUGAGUGGAAUCUGUUCAUAGAUGCCAUGCUCUUGGUAGCAGAGAGAUUAGAGGGACCAUUCAACAUUGAAUCAGUCAUGGAUCCUAUCGAUGUCAAGAUUUCUGAAGCCAUCAUGAACAUGCAAGAGAACAGUAUGCAGGUGUCAGCAAAGGUCUUUCAAGGAUGCGGUCAGCCUAAACCAGCACCUGCUUUAAGGUCUUCCCGCUCUGUUCCCGAGAACUUCAAUACCCGCUUUAGGCCAUACCAUCCUGAGGAGAGACCAACAACAGCUGCUGGCACAAGUUUAGAUAGACUGAGGACUAUCUGGAGGACAAUGCAACAUGGUGUAACAGACAUUAAAGAAAAACUGAAGCUUUCAAAAAAGUUCUGGUCAACUUUACCAUAUACUAUCUGCAAGGAUGAAAGAGUGACAGCUGGCAUGUCAAAUGAAGAGGACUGCUGGAAUGGCCAUACCAAAGCUAGAUACCUGCCUGAAAUUAUGAAUGAUGGGCUGACCAACCAGAUCAACAAUCCUGAAGUAGAUGUGGACAUCACAAGGCCUGACACCUUCAUACGGCAACAAAUCAUGGCCCUAAGAGUCAUGACUAACAAACUGAAGAAUGCAUACAAUGGAAAUGAUGUGAACUUCCAGGAUACAAGUGAUGAAACCAGUGGCUCAGGAAGCGGAAGUGGUUGCACUGAUGAUAUCUGUCCUACAGAGUUUGACUUCGUCACCACAGAAGCACCACCUGUUGACUCAGACAGAAGAGAAGUAGACUCUUCAGCAAUCCAGUCUAGCCAGUCACUGUUUACAUUAUUCAUCAUCUGCAUCGUCCUGGUACUGCAGAGACAGUGGAGAUAAUCCUGGUUCUGGUCAGAGAGACUGUGUUUUAGCUACAAAAAUAGCCAACUUGCUCCUUUUCUUACACUCUUGGACAAUGGACCAUGCCACAAAUACUUACAGUUUUCUAUGACAAGAGAGCAGUACUGCAGCCUGCUUCCCUUUUUGUUUUCCCAAAGAGUACCCGGUGCCAGACUGAACUGCUUCCUGUUUCUUUCAAGAUAGCUCUGAAGGCAAUGUCCACUCUUGAGAGAAUUCUUUCUCACAUCUUUAUUAUUGGAGACUUUCUGAGCUGCAUUAUGCUGCAGAAGUAAAAAGGAUCUUACGGUGUGAGGUUUUUCUUAACAAGAAAAAAAAGAGAAAGAAACAAAGAAAACAAAUUUCCUUCUAAAUCAAGCCAAACUUA
This is a messenger RNA of Chelonoidis abingdonii (Abingdon island giant tortoise), 1771 nucleotides long. The record is from RefSeq and is a predicted model, not a curated record. Lineage: Eukaryota; Metazoa; Chordata; Testudines; Testudinidae.